Acanthaster planci (crown-of-thorns starfish) is the source of this 2093-nucleotide messenger RNA. RefSeq lists its product as uncharacterized. The record is from RefSeq and is a predicted model, not a curated record. Lineage: Eukaryota; Metazoa; Echinodermata; Asteroidea; Valvatida; Acanthasteridae.
GGUGUUACUGGCAAGUUUGUAUUUCCUCAUUCCAUUUCAGACCAUAAAUCCUGCAGCAAUCCAACUAAAUGUGAGACUUAAUUUAAAUUGGAUUCUUCCUACACCCAUUUUUACACCUAAGGUAUCACUGAAUAGUUUAAAAUGACGCAUUCAAGCAACUUGAUGAGAUUUUCCGUAGUUUUCUGCCUGUCGUUGUCAGUGAUAUUUGUUACACAAUGCGUGGGAAGCUGCGACGCCGGUCACAGUACAGACACGGAUGGGUCUGAAAACGUCGGGAUAUGUACAUGCACGAGUGCCAGUGACUCUUCAACGCUGACGUGUUCUGAAGAGCCGACGGAUUGUGAGGUCGACGAAGUUUUGCAUAGAAGAUCUUGUUACAGAUUCCUUCGUGGCAACAGUGACCUCAAGUCACGUGAUGACGCCCAUCGGGAUUGCAUUGCUCGUAAUAGUCAUCUCGUCUACAUCGAGUCAGUAGAGGAGCAAACAUUCUUGGCGAAUCAUUGCCAUAGGCAGUCACCCAGAGAUAGCAGCAUUUCUGCAGCUGAUCAUUACUGGAUUGGACUGAUACCAACCACCAACAACACCUGGCUGAAUAGGAGUCUGGCACACAAUGAUCUAUUUGAAUUCUCUCAAGACAGCAAAGCUGGAUGUUUCUCACUGUAUAAAUCUCGCGGGGAAGUACGUUUGAUUGGUGAGAAUUGUAAUCGAAAGAACCAGUUCAUCUGUGAACGUCCUUAUGAAUGCAGAGCUGGAUAUUACGUUAAUCAUGAAGGUUCGUGUUAUUGGUUCGGUAGACAGAAGAUAUUUAUCUUGGCCCGAGAUAGUUGCAGAUAUUGGGGCGGUCAUCUACUGUAUAUCGAAUCAGAAUCCGAGCUACAGUUCAUCGACAGUCACUUCGACUCUGAAAACUCCGCAAGGUACUGGAUAGGAUUGAUUACUCAGUACGUUUGGUUGGAUGGCAGCCGAGCAGUCUAUCAAGAUUUCGGGCAGAGAGAACAUAGCAACAACGAUGAUAGUCUUUGCUUCAAGUUAUCACCCAUAGAUAACUUUUUGUGGUAUGACUGGGAUUGCAGUUCAAACUACAGCUAUAUCUGUGAGCGAGAAAAGACUACGCUCUCUCGGGAAAAACAAGGAAGUUCAGAGCCAUGCCGACCAUCGCUUCCUAAUCUCAACCGACUUUUUGACUCCUUGCCCAUAUGCAUCAGUAGUGGCAGGGAUCACUUUGACAACGCUGUUCUCUGUCAAUGCAAUGACAAAACAACUUGCAUCAGUGGGUGUGGCUGUGUACGUGAUAUCACUGCAAAUGGGAAUGAGACGGCACAGUGCAGCUGUGGCUCUUGCAGUUUCGCCUUUGACACGUCUGAAAACGGAAACGGUUUAAGAUGGCCAUCUAAUUUCGCCUGUAUCUGUGCUGCAAAUGGUACUUCUUCUCGUGCGACUGUUGUCGAUGGAAUAUUUACCUGUUUGACGGAUAACUUGGAAUCUACGACUGCACGAAGAAUUGAAAAAAGAAAAACCUCCGGGAUGACCUCAACACCAUCAAGAGUAUAUCAAGUGUCAACGGAAAACAUCGCUACCGGAAGGGGUGGAGACUCGGAUGGCCAGGUUGGCAUAUCGGUCGGAAUCCCCGUGGCAGUCAGUCUAGUCAUAUUGUUUUUCUUAGUGGCACUCGUUGCUGGAUUUAUCUGUUGGAGAAGACGUGGAAAGAGGGCAAAGAAAGGGCCUACCAAACAGCUGACAUCGGAUACACGCGUUGUUGGGUCGCACACAAUAAAUGUAAAUCCAACAUACACAGGAGUCUGUGAUGAUCACGUGACUGAAGACAUCUUAAAACCAAUCGCAGUGGCUCGUCAGAAGAGGGUUUUGAAGCCGCAAGCAGAUACUGUCUAUUCCAACAUAAAGCCAAUCGAUCAGGCAGCCAGCGAAUCAGAGUGUUACGUCACUAUUCACUCUAAUGGAUACACUCUAGACAAGCCAAAGGAUGAAAGGGACGUCCACACAACUCUACAUGGCAAGGAUAGCAGCGAAGCCAAGAAUACUCCCGACCCGGCUACUGGAUACACUGCUUACAAACCACAGCGUGGAAAUGAUGU